CCAGGAGGGAGGUGAAAGCGAUCAGGCCGCCCCCACAGUUAGAUCUGCGUUUCUUGGGUGUGCAAAGUCUUUUAAAUCGCUAUCUUUUAAAAAAAUAUAUAUAUAUAUCAGAAACUGGUCGUAACCGGCAAUAAGCGAAAACGUUUGUAAUUACAACGCUGGGAAAGAGAGAAGCUUCUUUGUUCCAAAUCAACACCAUUUCCAAAAUGGCUGAGCCACUGCCAGAAAUACUGUUAGACAAGAGAGAUAUGGUGGAAACUGUAAUGGAGGUGUUUGACAAGGGUGCUGAAGCUGUGGACAGCUCUGCAGAGGACUUCUCUGUGUUCUCCAUUUCGCUGCCUCUCGUGCAAUUAGCCCUGGACAACACAGAGAGCACAGAGGCAGAGUACAUGAAGGAACAGUUCCAGAAGGUUUGGGAACACCUGGAAGUGAUGUCAGAGGAGGUGGAACGCAUCAACCAGCAGAUCAGAAAGAGUGAGGUGGACGUGGCCUAUUUCCAGGUAGAAGAGAACCUCAACAAUGUGUUCCGUAAGUACAUGGACAUCCUCAACGCCAAGCCCAAGUUCCGCGCGGUCAAGAAGAAGCUCUUCCUGAAACAUUUUGAGAAGACUGGAGGUGACCUGAAUCUGGAUGCCAUAUAUGGUGCAGUCACUGGAAGCUCUGGGGAGCCCCUGCUGGAGACAGUGCUGGCCAUAGAGCAAAGAAGCCGCAGGGCUGUGGAGGCAUUCUGCUCGGGGCUGAAGAAGCUUUUCAUCAUGGGCAUCAUCGCGGUUAUGGGCCAUGCCGCCCUAAAUCAGGGCGAGGUGGGCGAGGAGCUGGUGAGCAAGUGGCAAGAGAGGAUGGGAGAGGUGGAGAGGCGCAUGAAGGCCGCUGUGGAUGACUGUAAGGAGACUUUUGCUGUGCAGGCUAAGAUGGAUGUUGAGCACCACCUACUGGAUAAGGAGGGUAGUGUCAACCGCAAAUUAAUUUAGUCCCUCCUAACCUUUCUAGCUAAGAAGUAGGACUGGGUGACUUGGUCUGUCCUUGUUUUUAAACACAAGGAGCAUUUUCCAUUGCAGCAGUUGGCUGGGAAGGAAUACCUUGGCAUCAGUGGCAGCAGAAAUUUCUUUGACAUUGUGACCAAGGAUAACAUCAGGAUGUUGGUCUCCUUCAGUGUGGAGCCUGUGCCCAUCGACAAAAGCCAGAUCCAGGAUCAGAUCGAGGGGCAGCCGCUGAAGGGGAAAAUGGCAGAUGUGGCUCAGUUGCUCAGUGACCACCUACCCAGCUGUGCUGUGUAUGCAAUUAGCAGAACCAAGUCAGCAGCUGAGUCCAACACCUUUCCUGAUGACUGCUCUGGGGAGCCCCUGCUGACUCUGCCAUAAUGGGCCCUGGCGCAUUGACAACUUUCAUUUCAUGGAAAAAAUUAAACUUCUAUACUGAAAAUAAAUAGUUGUAAUGUGUUUUAAACUCUAAAAUCUGCUCAUUCUCAUUACUAAUCAUAAUGGUGCAAUUUAAAAGUCAGUAAAGAACUGUGUGCUGUCUGUGUAUUUUUACUUAAGUGUGAGAAAGCAUAGUGAUGCUGCAUCUGUAUAGAUGUAACAAUUAAAAUGUGAGAUUAUGUAGACCUAUUGUAGGUAUUGGUCAGGUAUUUAAGCAAUGUGGUUUACACCAAUAUACUAAUACACGUGUAGGUGCCAGGUUAGCAUAUUCAGCGUUUUAUAGCCAUAUAUGAUUUUGCGUUAAAAAGGCACUAUAACAAGCAUCUCCUCACCAAUGUAACUUGCUCAGGUAUAGUGGUCUGUAUCACGGGGUUGGUCAGACCAAUAUGGUAUAGAUGUCAAUUUAUGUUGCAAAUGAUCUAAUGCUGCACAUAUCACAGUUAUAUGACACGACACAGUUAUAUGACACGACACAGUUAUAUGACACGACGCAAAACCCAAUAAUACGAAAAUUUGGAUUGGUUAGGUCACGUGUAUAAUUAUGAUAGUCAUACAAUAAAAAAAUAAUUCUUAGGUUGUGUGAAUGUAUGUACUAUGGAUAUAUACAGUAAGGUCUGGCAGCGGCCCGUUUUAACAUUGAUGAUCUGUGACAGUCAUAGUCUUCAGUUUGAGCUUCACGCUACAUUUGUUGAUUAUUGAUUAUUACACUGGCACCAACAAAUGUGUGUAUGUGGUAAAUUGUAUCUAAUAGCAAUUUG
This is a messenger RNA of Paramormyrops kingsleyae, 2176 nucleotides long. It is a transcript of the gene rpz4, whose product is annotated as rapunzel 4. The record is from RefSeq and is a predicted model, not a curated record. NCBI's taxonomy places the organism in Eukaryota, Metazoa, Chordata, Actinopteri, Osteoglossiformes, Mormyridae.